AUGGCUCAUAAUGAAGCACAGAAGACCUUUAAUAAUAAUGAAUAUCUAAUUAUUUUAAUUUUUGAUUUAUUUUUAACUUUUCAGACUUUUGACAAAACUAAUUUACCUUCAGCUAAAUUUUAUGAUGUGCUGGAUAAAAAUUCUAUGGGAUUAAAUGUACCAUAUUGUAAAGGUUUUUCUAAUAGUUACGGUACAAAAGGACAAAUUAAAAAUCUUUGUAUAAAAUAUAUAAAUUAUUUAAGAAAUCAAGAGAAAAUAUGGAGUAAUUUUGAAUACAUUAAAAGGAAUUGUAAUAUUUUUACAUUUUGGCUAUAUGAUAAACUAUCAAUAUCUCUUAAUAUGGAUGCAAAAUAUUGUUCUAAUGCAUUAUCUGAAAUCAACCUUAUGUGGACUAAGACAUUUUCUUUGGAUGGUCGUAACAAUAAAUAUAAAUGUAAUCCUUAUCAUGAUAUUCAGAAUUAUCAUUAUGCAUGGGAAAAUGCUAAAAAACUAUUUGAUUACUCUAUCAAUUUUGAUUAUAUUAAUUCUAUAAAAAGUAAUAGCAAAGAAAACUGUGAUAAAUUAUGCGAAUACCUCAGUGAUAUAGCUGAUAUAUAUAUAGAUAAUAAUAAGCGUUGUAAUCAUAAUGCAGAACAUAUGUGCCCUGGUUUAUGGAAUGAAUACGAAAAGUACAAUCCAAAAGACUUGUUAGUUAAGUUUAAUUGUCAUGAUGAUGUUCCCGUAUUAGAUAUUGAUGUACAUGAUGUAUCUGAAGGAGGACGUGAUGGUGUACCUGAAAAAGAAACUGAAGGUGGACUUGAAAAAGGAACUGAAGGUGAACCUGAUGAAGGACUUGAAGAGUCACCUGAUGGAGAAGAGUUUCAUGAUAUUCCUGAAGAUGGAAUGGUUUUUCAGGAUGAUGCACAAUUAUUGCAUGAUGAAUCCAAUACUUUAGGUACAUUUGGUAAUUCUCUUUUAGGAUUAGUUCUAUCAUCUAUGUUAUUAGGUGUUUUAUAUAAUUUUACGCCAUUAGGAAGAAUAUUUCAAAAUAAGUUUCCAAAUGUUGCUUAUAUGAUAAACAAUCUAAGUCAUAAAGGAAAAAGGUUAUCCAACCAUAGAUCAGAUACGUAUAGCCCAUUUCGCGAAUAUUUGGAAGAAAAUUAUAUAAGAUAUGACCCAGUCUAA
Messenger RNA from Plasmodium gonderi, 1164 nucleotides. Its product is annotated as variable surface protein. NCBI's taxonomy places the organism in Eukaryota, Apicomplexa, Aconoidasida, Haemosporida, Plasmodiidae. The record is from RefSeq and is a predicted model, not a curated record. The transcript has 3 exons. Bases 1 to 1164 code for a protein of 387 amino acids.